Molecule: messenger RNA, 616 nt
Organism: Xenopus laevis (African clawed frog)
Lineage: Eukaryota; Metazoa; Chordata; Amphibia; Anura; Pipidae
Gene: timm13.S
Product: translocase of inner mitochondrial membrane 13 homolog S homeolog
Exons: 3
Coding region: 19-309 (96 amino acids)
Biological process (GO): protein insertion into mitochondrial inner membrane
Cellular component (GO): mitochondrial inner membrane; mitochondrial intermembrane space chaperone complex
Source: RefSeq, marked provisional
GGUCAUAGCAACGUUGAAAUGGACGGGUUUGGGUCUGACUUUUCCGUUGGGGGAUCAAGCUCUGGGAAGGUUGAUACCGGAGCAAUAAUGGAACAAGUUAAAGUGCAGAUUGCAGUUGCUAACGCUCAGGAACUACUGCAGAGGAUGACAGAUAAAUGUUUCCGAAAAUGUAUUGGAAAGCCAGGUGGAUCUCUCGACAAUUCUGAGCAGAAAUGUGUUGCAAUGUGCAUGGACAGAUAUAUGGAUGCCUGGAACAUAGUUUCUCGGGCAUACAACUCAAGACUACAGCGAGAGCGUGCCAAGAUGUGACAUAAUGAAAGAAAGCACUACAAGACCUAUCUACCAUACUUAUUAGCACUGAGCUGAAUCAGAAAUAUAGAAAAGGACAACUACCAGCCAUUGAUAUGUUUUUUAAUUAAAAAUGAUAACUGUUCAUGCAGAAAUCACUAAGUAUGAUUGACUUUGGUUGAAGGGUUAAACAAUAUUUUAAGGACAAGUCGAUUAAUUUUUUUCAUAGUGUUCAACUGAACCUGGAAAUCUAGACUGGCACACUGGUAUUUUUAAGCACACACAGUACGUUCCACUGUCUGUGGUAAUAAAAAGGUUAAAUCUCAAA